AUGUCAGCAUUCGAGGAGUUUGGUCUUCAUCCUUCUAUCAUAUGUGCAGUCGAAGACCUAGAUUGGACAUUACCUACUCCCGUACAAGCUGAAGCUGUACCUCUAAUACUCGGUGGUGGUGAUGUAUGUAUAUGUGCUGAGACUGGUACUGGUAAAACAGCUGCAUUUGGUUUGGCAUCAUUACAGGAGAUAUAUGAACAAAGAAAUAAAUCCGGUGUCCACGAUGAUGAUCCUGGUCGUCAGAAUAGCAAGAAUGUUAUACCCUCACCUUAUUGUAUAGUAUUGGAACCAACAAUACCUUUAUGUGAACAGACUUGUAAAUGUAUGAGGGAAUAUUCUAAAGGACCAAAAGGAGUUCAACCUGAUAUUGUUGUUGGUACACCACAAAAGAUAAAGAACUCUAUACAUAGGGGUCAAUUAGAUCUAUCUAGAGUAUUCAUAUUAAUACUUGAUGAAGCUGAUGAUCUUAUUAAGAAUGAUCAAGAUAAGAUACUUGCUAAACUAUAUGGUAUAUAUGCAUUGGAUAAUACAAUUGGUUUGCCAUCUGAAGAGAUAAAGCUUAAGAAACCUAAGAUUGCUGUUAAAAUAGCUGAUGCCUAUAAGAUGGAUAGAUGUAUGGUAUUUUGUCGUACUAAUCUAGAUUGUGAUAAUCUAGAAGCAUAUUUUCAUUCACUUGAUGGUAUAUCAUCAAAUCGUCAUGUGAGUGUUGAAGAUAUGAUGACAUCUACUGCUGGUUAUCAGUAUAGUUGUUGUGUAGUAGCUGGAGCAAGAGGAAGACAACAUAAUCAAGAAGCAUUGGAGGCGUUUAAACAAGGAGUUAUAAGGUUCCUCAUAUGCACUGAUGUUGCUGCUCGUGGUAUUGAUAUAUCAGGAUUACCCUUUGAAAUAAUGCUUACUUUACCUCCAUAUGAUGAUGCUGAAACAUAUAUUCAUAGGAUUGGACGAGUUGGUCGGGCAGGUCACAUGGGACUUGCUAUUGGUAUAGUAGCUGCUGAUGAGGUUAGAGAGAGAGUAUGGUUCCAUAAAUGCAAUAAACCUAGAGGUAGAGGAUGUACUGAUACACGACUUGUUAAAGAUGGUGGAUGUACCAUAUGGUUUGAUGAAUGGAAGACAGUUAAAGAGAUUGAGAAAAUAAUAAAAUCACCAAUACCUGAAGUUGAUCCUAAUGAUCUAUCAGUACCAGAAUUAGGUAUACAACCACCACCAUCAUCAUCACCACAAGAAGAGCAACGAAGAGGUCAUACUAUGGAGAAGUCAGGAGGAUAUGGACUCAAUCCUAUCACACAUAAGGAGGAAUCAAGUGCAUCAAAACGGCGUAUAAUGUGGCUAGAUAGAUUAGCUGCGGAUGAGAGUAGAAGAUCCUCAUCAAAGGUAGUGUAUGGUCAAUUAAUGGCUGAUAAUAAUAAUACUCCCUUAUUGAACAUCUCUCAUCAUGAUCUGAUACUUAGAGAGGAUACACAGAAUGAGGAACGUCGAGUUACCAAGAUGUUUUUGGAGACGCUUGCUUGAAUAUGUUUCUC
Perkinsus marinus ATCC 50983 is the source of this 1520-nucleotide messenger RNA. Its product is annotated as ATP-dependent RNA helicase DHH1, putative. Gene Ontology annotation, molecular function: nucleic acid binding; ATP binding; RNA helicase activity. The transcript has 15 exons. The record is from RefSeq and is a predicted model, not a curated record. The coding region runs from base 1 to 1509 and encodes 502 amino acids. Lineage: Eukaryota; Perkinsozoa; Perkinsida; Perkinsidae.